Petromyzon marinus (sea lamprey) is the source of this 3401-nucleotide messenger RNA. RefSeq names its product unc-50 inner nuclear membrane RNA binding protein (gene UNC50). Gene Ontology annotation, cellular component: Golgi membrane. Lineage: Eukaryota; Metazoa; Chordata; Hyperoartia; Petromyzontiformes; Petromyzontidae. The record is from RefSeq and is a predicted model, not a curated record.
CCUCACCCCCUCAACCCCGCCGGGCCAAGCGAGCGCAGAGGCGGAACUUGGGUUCAAGUUGAACACCCCCCGCCCCCCCCCCUGUGCAGGUCUACACCCAACUUGCUCGUUGACGGCUCAUCCGGAGCCCCAUCGUCGCUGAGAGGCCGGGGGCAGUCAGGCCGCAAUGCUGCCCUCGUCAAACCAGCCGCGGGCAAACGGGCGCGACGCGGGGCCGGCCACAGCCUGCUUCAAGCGUUCGCGCUACCUGCGCAGGCUGCUGCGCUUCCGCCAGAUGGACUUCGAGUUUGCCACGUGGCAGAUGCUCUACCUGUUCACGGCGCCGCAGAAGGUCUACCGCAACUUCCACUACCGCAAGCAGACCAAGGACCAGUGGGCGAGGGAUGACCCUGCCUUCCUCGUGCUGCUCAGCAUCUGGCUGUGUGUGUCGACAUUGGGGUUUGGCUUUGUGCUGAGUAUGAGCUUCCUGAACACCCUGAAGCUGCUGCUGUGGGUCGUGUUCAUCGACUGCAUCGGCGUGGGGCUUCUCAUAUCGACGCUCAUGUGGCUGAUAUCGAAUCGAUACCUCAUGGGCCGCGGCGUACGGGAGAGUGACGUCGAGUGGGGCUACGCGUUCGAUGUUCACCUCAACGCCUUCUUCCCGCUCCUCAUCAUCCUGCACUUCAUCCAGCUGUUCUUCAUCAAUAGAGUCAUCAUUCAGGACUGGUUCAUCGGAUAUUUCGUGGGAAACACGCUGUGGCUCGUCGCCAUCGGCUACUACAUCUACAUCACCUUCCUUGGCUACAACGUGCUGCCAUUCCUGAAGAACACGGUGCUGCUGCUGUACCCCAUGGCGCCACUAGCGCUUCUGUACGUGCUGUCGUUGGCGCUGGGAUGGAACUUCACCCAGGGGCUCUGUUGGUUUUACAACGUCCGCGUGUAGUGACGGUGCGAUGCGUGUGGCGUCCGUGGUGUUUCCGUCUCGUGCGACAAAAAUUCAAUCUCUCGUCCCCGCACCGAAUGGAAGUGACGAUUAUUGCGUCGCAGCCGCGUCAUUAUUUGUUGUCCUUGUUUUGGUUUAAAACAGGGGGUGGCCAACCUUUUUCUUACCGAUUGCCGGGUAGAACUUUCAAAUACCUUUGGCGGGCCAAACGUUAAUACCAACAUUAUCCAAUGAUAAUAAAGGAGGGCCUUGUAUUGUCAGAAGUGACUGAGGGUGAUAGCAUGAGAAACACUGUUUCCAGGUGGGUAACAUUCCCUUCUAGUAACCGACUAGUGCAACCAUGAGAUGCUGCGUGCAGCGAUGGAUUAAUGUGAUUUGCGGGCCAUUUUGAAGCAGUAGGCCUCGUGUGCCCGCAGUGCCUUGCGAAAGGCAGGUUCCACACCCCGGUUUUAAAGUGCAAUCCUCUCAUUUCGUUGCGUUUGUGAUUUAUUUUUCCCCGGUUUUAUUUUCUAUGUUUUUUUUUUGUCCGUUUUAAUUUAAGAGAACUCCUGAGAAGAAUGUACUCUUUUUUUCUCUUCGAUUGGCGGCGCUUACUUACGACGGGUUGUUUCCUAAAAGGGGAGAAUUUUCACGAACCGGGUUACGUUCGUGGCAGCAGACGCAAGUAUCCAUGUCGUCGUCUGUGCAGCUCAAUUUAAAGAUGUUCGUCAAUCCGCUUGUAACUCGAGAAUGAAAGGUCGUACAAGAGGACCCUAACAAAAAAAUCUGCAAAAAAACAUUUCCCCUUGCCAAAACACGCUGGGUUUUUUUUUAAGGACUUGACCUGAUUUGGAAAUCGAGAAGCAUUUCUGACAUUGGCAUCAAGGAACGUCCAGUGUGUCAAAGAUUUACCAUUUUCUCCGUGAGCAGCACCAGUCGGUACGUUUUGCCAGCAGGUUGGGCCUGCCUUCCACUUGUUUUUCCCCAUGCGAGAUCCUCAUGGCACAAGGAGGGGAACCCUUUGCAUCCUUCCUGGGUGCACGACCACGGUGUUUAGACCGCACCAAAGGCAUCGCCACACCGCCGUUUUACAAAAAGUAAAAUGACCGUCCUGGUCCCUUCGUGGUGUGCUGCACAUCGACACUUUUAAUACCUCCAAUUAUCACGGUUGGCUACGUACGGUGCGAAAUAAGUUCUACAGACAUGCAUAAUACAUCAAAAUAACUAUACACGGUGGCCCGAAAGUCAGGACACAUAGGGUUAUUUAAUUUAACACUGGCAUGAAAGCAUUGUUUUAUUUAAGUAAAUAUUUUAUCUAAUAUAUAUUUCUUCUUCAUGUGGGGUCACCUCAAAACCGUCGUUUAGAAAACUCGACUAAGAACCGUUGAAUAAAUUGACACAACAGUUUCAGAAUGUUCAAAGAUUACAGCAGUAAUUUCAAAAUAUAUGCGUGCAUUUAUGUUAAUGGGGGCAGUUUGAAAAUUUGUUAAAAUAAAUAUAACCGUGUGUCCGGAGCUUUCGGCCACCCUCUACAUGUACUUGUUUCUGCUGUCAGCGACGCCGACAUUCCAAAAAUAUCCCGGCGUUCUUCGUCAUCCACUUUGCUGAUCGGAAAUCGGAGGAGACGGCUUGGCGGGAGUGUGGGCUUGUUAACAUCAGAAGCAAAAAAAUUUGCUGAUGAAAAGAAAACUAGUGACUAUCUGUGGUGGGGGUGGUAUGUGUGAAUGUGAGUACGUGCGAUAAAUAAUUGUGGAUUUAAGCUUAUGGGGAAAGAUUUAUUCCAUUUGUCAUUAUAGGAAGAUGCAGCCUAGAAGACAUGCUGCAUAGGUUGCGUUUUUUUGGUUUUCUUGUAGCUCUCCAAUGUGUUUUUUGGGUUGUACAAUCAUGUUCAAUUCAGGUCCUGACCAAGCUCCCAUCAGAUGGCGUGAAAUGUUGGACAUCAUGCUAACACGCUGUAUAAUGUGGAAGAACAUUGGACAGCUGGAAGACAUGCUAUAACCUUAAAUAUCUGUACAUAGACUGUCUCGAGCUGUUUAAAACUUUUGCUAGUAAGAAAAAAUACUUAAAUUAUAAUUUGAUCCUCCACAGCUCGAGACUGCUACACUACUCCAGUGCGGUUUAAUGUCAGUGCAGUCACCAGUGCGAUAACAAAAAAUAUGCCUGACCGGAUCUUUACAGUCUCUCCUUCCAGGGUGAUUUGCAAUAUUAUAUAUUGGAGGUUGGGGAAGCCAGUUUGAGGCCUACAGGAAGUGAUGCGAAUGUCUGCCAUGGAUUACAAAGGAAGUGCAUAUUGCUGGAUGAUUCAUUCCAUCAAGGUUUCAAAGUUGUGCGAAAGCAGCCCAUCACAUGCAGCUGUUUGUUAUGCAGGUCGAGUCUUCCUUUAUUAAAUCGGUGGCUUCUCAGAGACAGUUGGCUUGUAAAACGUCCAGAACUCUCGCUAAAGAAAACUGUUUUGUUACUUCUGUAUAUUUGCAAAGUAUUAAACGGUAUUUGUAAACAA